UGUGCGUGUGUAGACAAGGCGCUGUAGAGAUAAGAAAGGGGUUGCGUUUCUGUCGGGGCGGGGCCGAGCAUCCGUCACUCACGGCAGUUACCCAACAAAAUGGGCGUUCCUUCUUUGCGCUCCGUCCAAUGAGAGACACCGCUCCUGGAGUCACCAUGGUGACGGGGUUGUGUCCGGGGAGGCUGUGAUGGGUUGACAGGUGCGUGACAAUCGGAGCUCUCUGCAAGCAUGUACGCCAAAGGCAAGAGUAACAACGUACCGUCCGACAGCCAAGCGAGGGAAAAGCUAGCACUGUACGUCUAUGAGUACUUAUUACAUGUAGGAGCCCAGAAGUCGGCACAGACCUUCCUGUCAGAGAUAAGAUGGGAGAAGAACAUAACGUUAGGGGAACCUCCAGGAUUCUUACAUUCAUGGUGGUGUGUAUUCUGGGAUUUAUACUGUGCGGCACCUGAGAGGAGAGAAACCUGUGAGCAUUCCAGCGAAGCAAAGGCAUUCCACGACUAUAAACCUACCCAUAUUCAACAGCUGAUUGCAAAAGAACCACUGAAGAGUGCAGCUGCAGCUCCGAGUCCUGUCCUUGGAAACAUGCCUCCCGGAGACGGCAUGCCCGUCGGCCCCGUUCCUCCAGGCUUCUUUCAGCCUUUCAUGUCAUCACGUUACCCAGGUGGUCCCAGACCCCCGCUCAGAAUACCCAAUCAGGCAUUAGGUGGCGUUCCUGGCAACCAGCCGUUGUUACCCAGUGGCAUGGAUCCAUCAAGACAGCAAGGUCACCCAAAUAUGGGCGGGGCUAUGCAGAGAAUGACUCCGCCCAGAGGGAUGGUGCCUUUAGGACCACAGGGAUAUGGAGGAGGGAUGAGACCACCACUAAAUGCUCUUGGAGGUCCUGGAAUGCCUGGAAUGAACAUGGGUCCCGGAGGUAGACCAUGGCCAAAUCCACCAAAUUCCAACUCGAUCCCGUACUCCUCUGCAUCUCCAGGGAGUUAUGUGGGUCCACCGGGAGGAGGAGGGCCACCAGGAACGCCCAUAAUGCCGAGCCCCGCAGAUUCGACCAACUCUGGAGAAAACAUGUAUACUCUAAUAAACACAGUGCCACCUGGAGGAAACAGGCAAAACUUUCCUAUCGGUCCGGGUGGCGAAGGUCCAAUGGGUGGAAUGGCAGGAAUGGAGCCACAUCACAUGAAUGGAUCAUUAGGGUCAGCUGACAUGGAUAGUAUGCCCAAGAAUUCUCCUGGAACCUUGAGCAUGAGCAACCAACCCGGAACACCGAGAGACGACGGAGAGAUGGGCGGGAAUUUCCUCAACCCCUUCCAGAACGAGAGCUAUUCUCCAAACAUGACCAUGAGCGUGUAAAGACCUCUUUUGAGAACCCAGGUGGGUUCCACCACACGACAAGGAACUCGUGCAAGCGCGCUGUAGCCAGCCCUCUUCUGCUCUCUGGAGAAUAUGGGUCCAAGCCUCCUCUUUUCUCUCCUCGUUUUCGUUUUCUUUAUUCACAACGAUCCUCGGCGGCGUCAGAACCAAGGGUCCGUGUUGAAGCUCGUUGGGCGAGAAAGACAACUCAACAAUCUGUCUAUAUUUACGUAUAUCUUUGUGUAUAUAUGUGGGUGUACAUUCAAAUUUACCUGUGCAUGUAUGAGAGGAGAUAUAUUCAUCAUUGUACGGGCUUGAAAGAGGCACAAAGAAAGCUGAUGGACUUGAACUGUAUGACUGCUCAUAUUUACUUUAAAUUAUUGAAACAUGCGAAGGGUCAAGUUUAUGGGAACAUUCGAAAUUACAAUGAGCACGCUGUUACCGAUUUGUCAUCGAGGAGUUGUUACUAAUGAUUAUUUCAUACCGCAGACAGACAUCUGUGCUCCUUUAAUGCAGCCUGAUCAAAUCUCAAGGUUUUGUUUUUGUAUAUAUGUCAUAAAAGGAGAUUUAUUUAUCAGGACGAUGCCUAAGAAGAACAGCCAUUCGAUACUUACACUUAAAUAAAAUCCACCGCAUCUUCAAAAACUGUGCACAACAUCUUCUACAAAGUCUUGAGUUAACAUCAUUCAACAACAAAGAUUUCAGUCAUGCUUUGACAAUAUUAGGUGACAUGGAUUUGAUGCUUUUAUAUGACAUUUUAUUUGUUAAAAUCUUUGCAUGUGAAUAUUGAACGUCGAGGAGGAUUUUAUGGAUAAAUAAACUGGUCCAUUCAGAGGAAAGGCACAUGGAUUGGAAUUAAAACACCUGUCAUUUAAUAAUCAACUUAUUUAUAUAUCCGUUGUUGUGUCACCCGGAGAAACUGUGAUUUUGCUUUGCUCUUAUUUUAAGUGAAAUUAUUAUUGCAAAGUUUUUAAAUGCGUAUAUAUAUGUGAAUUUUUUUAUAGCUUGGGAUCCAAUUCAUUUGUGUCUCUGUGAAUUAUUUAAAAUUAUACUGUAAAAUAACUGAGGUGUUUUUGUGUUUAUUUGUAAUAACAUCUGCCUUUCUUGCCCCCUGAAUUUGCCUGACUACGAGCGAGAUCCCAUUAUGCGUGUAAAACAUUUUCCUUUGAAUUACUGAGUCAUUUGAUGUUUCAUUUAUGAUUUUGUGAAGUGUUUCUUUUCUACUUUGUACACAGAGAAGUUUUGGAUAUACUGAUAUAAAGCUUCUCAUUGCUGUUUAUUAGACUCUUAA
This is a messenger RNA of Paramisgurnus dabryanus, 2641 nucleotides long. RefSeq names its product single stranded DNA binding protein 2b (gene ssbp2b). NCBI's taxonomy places the organism in Eukaryota, Metazoa, Chordata, Actinopteri, Cypriniformes, Cobitidae. Gene Ontology annotation, biological process: positive regulation of transcription by RNA polymerase II. Gene Ontology annotation, molecular function: protein binding; single-stranded DNA binding. Gene Ontology annotation, cellular component: nucleus. The record is from RefSeq and is a predicted model, not a curated record.